Nomia melanderi (Alkali bee) is the source of this 1912-nucleotide messenger RNA. Lineage: Eukaryota; Metazoa; Arthropoda; Insecta; Hymenoptera; Halictidae. The record is from RefSeq and is a predicted model, not a curated record.
AUGGCAACAUUUGUCGCAGGGAUAAAUGGUCCAAAAUUAGUAAACGAAUUACACGAAAACGAGCAAGCCGCCGCCGUAAGGUGUCCACCGUAUUGCGCUAUGCUCACGAGUCACACUUUUCUGGUUGCAGGUGAACGACCGUACAAGUGCCAUCUACCGGAUUGCGGGCGGGCGUUCAUUCAGCUAUCGAAUUUGCAGCAGCACCUUCGGAAUCACGACGCCCAGGUGGAACGGGCGAAGAACCGGCCGUUCCAUUGCAACAUCUGCGGCAAAGGCUUCGCCACAGAAUCCAGCCUUCGUACCCACACGUCGAAGGAGUUGCAACAGCGUGUUGUGUUCCAGCAACACGCCGCUCUGAUCGGCGGCCCGAACGCAACCAGCUGCCCUGUCUGCCACAAACUCUUCCUCGGCGGCGAGGCUCUUAUGGAGCACAUGAAGCACACCCACAAGGACCCGAAUGCCUCCGGCGUUGCCAUUCCCUCCGCUGACUGCACAACCUCCGUUGCCGGGGUUUACCUAGCGAAGCGAAGGACCGCCAACCACCCGUGUCCAGUGUGCGGAAAACACUACGUCAACGAGGGUAGUCUUAGGAAGCACCUGGCCUGUCAUCCUGAGACCAGUCAGCUUAGCACAAGCCUCAGGAUGUGGCCGUGCUCGGUGUGCCAAGCCGUCUUCACUCAUGAGAGCGGUUUGUUGAGUCACAUGGAGCACAUGAGAAUGGACCCGAAACAUCAGUUUGCCGCGCAGUACGUUUUAAGCCGCGCGGCCGCCGACAGGCGGGAGAGAGAGAUCCUCGCGUCUUCGAGUUUAGGUGCGGGAUUGGGUGUGUUGGGAAGCCAAACAGGCGGACCUCAAAAUUUGCAACAACCGCCGAUGUGUCCGUCGCCGUCGGCUCACUCGGACAGCAGCAGUGGAAACGGAAGACUAUCGUCGGCCGGUAGUGAACCUGGUACCGGUCUGCUCAACAACAACAACAACAAUAAUAACAACAAUAUGGCGUCGCCGGGGCCGAGCGGCAACAAGCUGAGCGAGAUGCUUCGGGCGGGUAGUCAACCGGGCACGGCGCAACAGUACCACGACGAGAUGCAGACGCAGCAGCAACGCAUGGCAGUGAUGGCCGCCGCGGUGUCAGCGGGUUUGCAAAACUCGGUAUCGCCGAAUCUGUCGCCGGUGGACAUGGCGUCCCUAGCGGCGGCGAUGAGGAUGGGCAACAACGGUGACAUGAGCGGUGGCGCGCAAGGAUCGACGGGACCGCAACAGCAGGGAGUCCAAGCGACCGGACCAGAGCAGACUUUGAGGAUGCACCAGGCGGAAGCCUUGUUGCGUUCUCAGGCAGAAGCCGCGCUAAGACUGGCUGUAUCGCAGGCGGCAGCAGCGGCGGCGAGUUCUGCGGCGGUUGGCGGAGACGUGAGACAUCACUUGGGACAGCAUAACGGAGGUAGCACUUCCGGCAUGCCUGGACAUCACACGAACCAACAGAUGUCUCAACAAGACACCUUACCAUCGGACCUUGGGGAAGCGUUGCGACUACAAGAGCAGCGACUAGAGCAGGCGCUGAGGCUUCACGGCGAUCCUCGUGCGCUGAGUUUCACCUUACAGCACGUGGUCAACCAGCAGAACAAUCAGCAACCCUGAAAAUUCAGUUACUACUGAGACGAGUGGACCCCUUGGACGUCCGAGCAGGCGAGCUUGCAGCAACAAGCUGAGCGGCUGAACCAGCAGUCCCUGCAGACCGGCGAGCGGCCAGCGUCGCUCGGCGAGCAGCAGCAAGCUUCGUCCAGCAUUGGUCUUCAUCACCAUCAACAACAGCAGCAGCAGCAGCAGCAGCAGCAGCAGCAACAGCAACAGCAGCAGCAACAGCAGCAGCAACAGCAACAGCAGCAGCAGCAGCAGCCGCAGCAGCAUACCGAAG